AUGAAAUCUCUCAGAAGACAAAGCAGCAAAGCUAAAGUCUGCUCUAUUUCUCCUAAGCCUAUUAAGGACAAAGUCUUAGGAUCCAUUUGUUUAUCAAAAAGGACGGAUGACUUGUAUCAAAAAUUUGCUAAAGAAACUCUUGAAGGUGACAUUAUUAGAGAACAAAGAGCCUGUAGGAGAGUGAAAACAUUUAAUAAAAAGACCGUCUCUUUUUGAAAAGAAAACCCAAAAGCCUCAAAAACUAUGAAGAACUUGAGUCCAGUGUUCACGAGAGAUGCUCAAUUAAGUCCAGUCUCUGAGAAGCAGACUCUCGGCCAGCAAAGAAUUUUUAAUAGGAUAUGGGCAAACUUUUGAAGCACUGUUUUUACCUUAUCUUCUUACUUCAUUCAGAGUCUUUUCAUUGAGUUUCCCAAAAGAUGUGAAUCAUUUCAGAUUUUCAUGAUUCUAACCCUUGUCUUAAUAAUUUUAUUUUAGGAAUAGGAUGAUAAAGAGAGGAUACAGGCUGGAAAAUAAAAAUAAAGGGGAAAACACUGAUAAUCUGGCUUCCCUUCUUCAGAAACUACAAAGCCUCCAACUUGUUAGAAAUGCCAAACAAGGUUUAACUUCUCCAACCAAGAUAAACAGGAACGCUCCUAACUUUAUAUCUUUGAACAAAAGGGAAAUUGCUAAAGCACUGGAAACUCGAAAGAAGACAGCUAGAAGCCCCAUAGUAUCGAGGGACAAGGUGCAUUUUCCUAAGAUCACAAAAGGUCGUAUGAGAAAAGCAUGUAAGAGUCCAUUACCAGCGCUUAAGGCUAUUUAUCUUGCUCAAAAAUAGCCAAUUUGUAUAACUUUUUGAGUACCCCAUAUUAUAUAAUUCAACG
This is a messenger RNA of Moneuplotes crassus, 863 nucleotides long. Lineage: Eukaryota; Ciliophora; Spirotrichea; Euplotida; Euplotidae. The record is from the annotation of a GenBank genome assembly.